GCAAAUAACUCCCAUCUUCGGGACCAAUGGCUUUACUCCAUCCAGUGGAAGAAACACAUGUACAAAUAUGAGAAGUUGUUGAAAAAUGCCAGGCGCCCUGAAGUGUUGGUAAAAGAAAUAAAGAACAUGAUAGACGUUUCCUUGCACACACCAAUACAAGACCCUAGCGUGUAUCAGUUCCCAUUGGAUCUUGUUUCAGAACUUCUGCAAAGGAAUGCUGAUGUUAUAACUAAAGUCGCACACGAGAAUAUAAUUGUGGCCCUUGCUCCACUGUUGGAGAACAAUCACCCUACACAAGAAAUCUGUGACUUCUUCAGCAAGCACUGCAAAAACAGUCCCAGAUCAAGUAUUGUGAUAGAGCUAUUCACCCCUGUUGUACAGAGGAUUCUCAAACAUAAUAUGGAUUUUGGGAAAUUUCCCCGAAUGCGACAGUUUGUUCAAGAAUACAUUCAGGCACUGAAUUGUCAAAAUGCAGGCCUAGAAGUGGUUAAAGAGUUCAUUAAAAGUAUGCAUGGUCCAGCAAGUGUUUGCCCACAUCCGAGAGUUCUGCCAAAUCUUGUUGCAGUUUGUCUGGCAGCUGUGUACAGCCUUUAUGAGGACAAAAGAAUGGCAAAAGAAGACGAUUCUGAUGAGUAUGAUUACGACCCGUUGGAGUGGGAGAAAAAAGUUGUUUGUUAUAUUGGCAUGAUGGAAACAAUGUCUAUUUAUGAGGAUUGGAGGUACAUUUUAGGGAGCUUGCUUCAGCCUAUACCUUUUCCAAAUGAUGCCCUUGCAGAUGAUCUAUUCACAUCGCAUAUGAAGGCCGUGAUUCGGAACAUCGCUACAGAUGAAGUGUGCGACGUUCAUCAAACUAUACUGGGUAUACGAGAAGGCAAAGAAGGCUGGUUCCAUAUUUACUGCCCCGGUAACAUUGGCUGUGAUGAUGAUGGAAUAUUAUGGGGCCAGAUGUUGAAGACGUUAAUGCAUUGUUGUUGUAAACGGAAGAAUUUUUUGUAUGGAUUGAACAAAAUGAUAGGGCCAGUCAUGUUGCUGUCCUUACGAGAAAAUAUUGCUGCAAUGGAAGUACUGUGUGCGAUGCUUGAAUGUGACGUUGUUGAAAAUAAUGACCUCAAGAUGCAGAUGGUAACGACGCUACAGAGCACAAUGUCGGGCAAGCGUAUGUACGCAGAUCUCUGUGAGAGACAAAUCGCACUCAGGGAAUUGCAACAGAAAGGGGGACCGAAGAAGCUGACUUUACCGUCCAAGUCAACUGAUACUGACCUAGCCAAGAUGCUCAGUUCUGGGUCGUUUGGAAACCUCGAGUGUUUGAGUCUUGCAUUCACUCAAGUAACAAGUGCCUGUGCAGAUGAUCUGAUAAAGCUACCGUCAUUACGCUACCUGAACCUCUGGUCAACACAGGUACUUAUAACAUUGUCUAUAACUUUGUAUAACAACUGCUCUUGUCUUUGAUAUUAAAGUGACUCC
Messenger RNA from Ruditapes philippinarum (Manila clam), 1464 nucleotides. RefSeq names its product C-Maf-inducing protein-like. NCBI's taxonomy places the organism in Eukaryota, Metazoa, Mollusca, Bivalvia, Venerida, Veneridae. The record is from RefSeq and is a predicted model, not a curated record.